Molecule: messenger RNA, 4318 nt
Organism: Gorilla gorilla gorilla (western lowland gorilla)
Lineage: Eukaryota; Metazoa; Chordata; Mammalia; Primates; Hominidae
Gene: SP2
Product: Sp2 transcription factor
Exons: 7
Coding region: 1275-3179 (634 amino acids)
Biological process (GO): regulation of transcription by RNA polymerase II
Molecular function (GO): DNA-binding transcription factor activity, RNA polymerase II-specific; RNA polymerase II cis-regulatory region sequence-specific DNA binding
Source: RefSeq, a predicted model, not a curated record
AAAGCCUACUGUUGUGGUAUUUCUGUAGGUGCGUUUUCUCAUUUGCUGGGUCUCAAGAGUAGCAUUCUCAGUGAAAGGAACAGUCGAACAGCCUGCAGCCUGGUGGCCAGGGCUCAGAGGUCUCUCUUCCUGUUACGUGCUCUCCCCAAGUCAGGCCUAGAAAGACCGUGGGACAGGGACACACUCCCAGCUCUGUGUUGAUGGGACAGUGCCGAAGGGUGCCUGGAGUAUGCACUGGCAGGUAGCAGGGUCACCUGCCCCAGAUUUGAGGUGGGAGGAGGUCAGGAAAGGCUUUCGCUGAGUGAGAGUAUAAAUGAGCUCUGAAGGACAGGAGCUGGCCGGGCAAAUGGGAGAGAGUGUGCUUCAGGCUCCAAGUGAGACAGGGUGGCGUGUUUUAAUUCCAGAAAUGAAAAACUGAAGUGUGUGUUGGGAGAGUUGGAAGGGAAAGAGGUCAGGAGGGAGGACCAGGGAGGGACAGGUUGUUCUGGCCUUUAUAAGUUUAUCACAAGAGCAUCAGGGAACAAUUGAGGGGGUUAAUUAGGAGAGUAGCUGGAUGGGAUUUGCACUUUAAAAAGAGCCUUCUAACCAAAUUGUGGAGGCGACUAAGGGGGAGGCCAGAGGCCAGGAAGCAGUUUUAGAGGCCGUAGGCAGUAUCUCAGGUGGAUCAUGGUGAUGAGGAUGGGGAGCCUGGGGAGAUUUGUCUAUGAGGUGGAAUCAUGAGGACUUGAUGAUUGGUUGGCGGUGAGGGGGAUAUUCAGGUUUUGUCCUGAUUGGAGAUGCCAGAAGAGAGGCUGCUUUAACCCAGGAUAUUCAUACAGCCCAUAGGCACUGAAGGUGUCCGUGAGCCAUGUGCCAGGCCUUGGUGUCUGCAGUUCAGUGGUGUAAACAGACAUGGCCCACCCUGGGGAGCCCUCGCAUACAUUGGGCUCAUGAUUAGUUAAUGGGUGAUGAGUGUUCCCAAAGAAGUUAGCCUCAUCUCAGGGGUCCAGAAAGGCCUCUCUGAGGAAAUGGCAUGCCUGUUACAUAAUGGCUCUUAAAUUAUGCUGGGAAAGUCAAACAGCCAGAGACCUGAAGGGUGAGGUCUUAGCUAGUGAAGAGAACAGAAAGAGCUGUAAGCAAGGAAAGACAGCUGCAGAGACUGAAGUUUUUCAAGGAUCUGGAAGAAGGCCUGUGGUGGCUGAGGGUGAGAAAGCUGGACAAAGAAUGGGCAAAGCUGUCGCUCAGUGCCCCAAGUGUCUGUGGCCAGCCCUAAUGGAAGACCCACAGAGGGCUGGAUGUACAGGUCUAACACGUGGAGCAGAGAUCUGGGCCAGACACAGCCUAUGAGUUGGCAGCCUGUGGAAGAUCCACAGACCAGCAUGGCUGCCACUGCUGCUGUGAGUCCCAGUGACUACCUGCAGCCUGCCGCCUCCACCACCCAGGACUCCCAGCCAUCUCCCUUAGCCCUGCUUGCUGCAACAUGUAGCAAAAUUGGCCCUCCAGCAGUUGAAGCUGCUGUGACACCUCCUGCUCCCCCACAGCCCACACCGCGGAAACUUGUCCCUAUCAAACCUGCCCCUCUCCCUCUCAGCCCCGGCAAGAAUAGCUUUGGAAUCUUGUCCUCCAAAGGAAAUAUACUUCAGAUUCAGGGGUCACAACUGAGCGCCUCCUAUCCUGGAGGGCAGCUGGUGUUCGCUAUCCAGAAUCCCACCAUGAUCAACAAAGGGACCCGAUCAAAUGCCAAUAUCCAGUACCAGGCGGUCCCUCAGAUUCAGGCAAGCAAUUCCCAAACCAUCCAAGUACAGCCCAAUCUCACCAACCAGAUCCAGAUCAUCCCUGGCACCAACCAAGCCAUCAUCACCCCCUCACCAUCCAGUCACAAGCCUGUCCCCAUCAAGCCAGCCCCCAUCCAGAAGUCGAGUACGACCACCACCCCCGUGCAGAGCGGGGCCAAUGUGGUGAAGUUGACAGGUGGGGGCGGCAAUGUGACGCUCACUCUGCCCGUCAACAACCUCGUGAACGCCAGUGACACCGGGGCCCCUACUCAGCUCCUCACUGAAAGCCCCCCAACCCCGCUGUCUAAGACUAACAAGAAAGCAAGGAAGAAGAGCCUUCCUGCCUCCCAGCCCCCUGUGGCUGUGGCUGAGCAGGUGGAGACGGUGCUGAUCGAGACCACCGCGGACAACAUCAUCCAGGCAGGAAAUAACCUGCUCAUUGUUCAGAGCCCUGGUGGGGGCCAGCCAGCUGUGGUCCAGCAGGUCCAGGUGGUGCCCCCCAAGGCCGAGCAGCAGCAGGUGGUGCAGAUCCCCCAGCAGGCUCUGCGGGUGGUGCAGGCGGCAUCUGCCACCCUCCCCACUGUCCCCCAGAAGCCCUCCCAGAACUUUCAGAUCCAGGCAGCUGAGCCGACACCUACUCAGGUCUACAUCCGCACGCCUUCCGGUGAGGUGCAGACAGUCCUUGUCCAGGACAGCCCCCCAGCAACAGCUGCAGCCACCUCUAACACCACCUGUAGCAGCCCUGCAUCCCGUGCUCCCCAUCUGAGUGGGACCAGCAAAAAGCACUCAGCUGCAAUUCUCCGAAAAGAGCGUCCCCUGCCAAAGAUUGCCCCAGCCGGGAGCAUCAUCAGCCUGAAUGCAGCCCAGUUGGCGGCAGCUGCCCAGGCAAUGCAGACCAUCAACAUCAAUGGUGUCCAGGUCCAAGGCGUGCCUGUCACCAUCACCAACACAGGCGGGCAGCAGCAGCUGACAGUGCAGAAUGUUUCUGGGAACAACCUGACCAUCAGUGGGCUGAGCCCCACCCAGAUCCAGCUGCAAAUGGAACAAGCCCUGGCCGGAGAGACCCAGCCCGGGGAGAAGCGGCGCCGCAUGGCCUGCACGUGUCCCAACUGCAAGGAUGGGGAGAAGAGGUCUGGAGAGCAGGGCAAGAAGAAGCACGUGUGCCACAUCCCCGACUGUGGCAAGACGUUCCGUAAGACGUCCUUGCUGCGUGCCCAUGUGCGCCUGCACACUGGCGAGCGGCCCUUUGUCUGCAACUGGUUCUUCUGUGGGAAGAGGUUCACACGGAGUGACGAGCUCCAACGGCAUGCUCGCACCCACACAGGGGACAAACGCUUCGAGUGCGCCCAGUGUCAGAAGCGCUUCAUGAGGAGUGACCACCUCACCAAGCAUUACAAGACCCACCUGGUCACGAAGAACUUGUAAGGCCAACUGUGGCGGGAGGCCCUGAAGAUGCAGUCCCCCCACCUGUGUCCUCCCUGGGCCCCUGGUGGAAAGGAGCCCUGUGGCUGCCUUGGGCCUGCCCUCAGCACCAGUCCUGUUCUGCAACUGUCCCCACAGGAAGGGGCUCUGUUCCCUGUAUUGUCCUCCUUCUGAAGCCCCUUGGCUCCGCCUUGGCCCUUCCCCUCACCACGAGCUCCCGGCCUGCCCAGACUGUGGACACUGGCCGUGCCCAAUGAGACGUUCUAAACCAGGACGCGUGGGAACCCUUAUUUCCAAAGGAAAAACAUGCAUUUCACUCCGUCGAGGAGCAAAGUGAGCCCCUACCCCCCACCCCGAUCCCCGCUCCCAACACUGCCGGAGUCGCGUCGUGCCAUGCCCCCUCUCCUGCACCUCCCUGGCCCUGCCGGCCACUGUGGACGCCCUGGGGCUCGGCACUCACCUCUGGAGAGACUCGGGGCCACCUCCACUCCAUGUGCCCAGCCCCGCCACAACCUCUCCUCCAGCACAUUCCAGCUCUAUUUAAAAAGUAAAGACACCCACCGACUCCUCCUGAUCCCCCUCUUUUUCUAUGGAGAACGUUGCCUUAUACUCUCUACUUCAGAUGAUGAACACUGUGUACUGUGUGUGCUUUAAAGAAGUUUUAUUUAAUUGCUCCCUUCUUCCUUUCCUUGUUAUUCACCUCCCUGAUGCCUGCUUUCAGUUGAGGGUUGGGGGCAAUGAUGAGCAUAUGAAUUUUUUCUCACUCUAGCAAUUCCCUUUUCUAAAUGACACAGCAUUUAAACUCAAAUCUGGAUUCAGAUAACAGCACCUGCACAUCCUGCACCUCCUCCCUCUCCCUUCACCUCACCCCUGCCCGGCCCAAGCUCUACUUGUGUACAGUAUAUAUUGUAUAAUAGACAAUUGUGUCUACUACGUGUUUAAAAACAUAUUGCUUGUUAUUUUUGAGGCUUUUAAAUUAAACAAAAAUCCAACUUUAUUUUUAGUUGUAACUGCUUGAGGUAUGUUUUAUGAAUUAAGUGACAGAUUUGUUAUCCUUUAUUAACGUACUUUGUUGGUCAGCACUGGGCUGACAAAAAUUUUUUCUUGCUAAUAAAUUUAGUUGCCUGAGGCAAAAUCUUCAA